This is a messenger RNA of Zophobas morio, 1423 nucleotides long. RefSeq names its product DNA primase small subunit-like. Gene Ontology annotation, cellular component: alpha DNA polymerase:primase complex. Gene Ontology annotation, biological process: DNA replication, synthesis of primer. NCBI's taxonomy places the organism in Eukaryota, Metazoa, Arthropoda, Insecta, Coleoptera, Tenebrionidae. The record is from RefSeq and is a predicted model, not a curated record. The coding region runs from base 46 to 1392 and encodes 448 amino acids. The transcript is spliced from 16 exons.
CUUUCGGUUUAAAAUGAAUUUGCCUCGAGCUGUUUCUCUUUUAACAUGAUAGGAGGCUUACAUUGCGAAGAGGCGAACUAUAACGACAACAAUAAAAGUUUUAAAGAUUCGCACCGUAUUCUUCAGCCUACUAGUAAAACUUGCUCAGAUUUUGGCCCUUUAUCCGAUUUGUUAAAACAAUAUUAUUGUCGGCUCUUCCCUUUUAUUGACUACUACCAUUGGCUUUCGUAUGGAAACGAGGAUUACUUUGCUAAUCGAGAGUUUAGCUUCACCCUUCGGGAUGAUAUUUAUAUUCGUUACCAAUCUUUUAAUAACUGGAAAUCGCUUAAAGAAUCGUUGAAAGAUAUCUGUCCUAACAAAAUCGAUGUUGGUGCUGUUUACAGUGCACGACCAAACAUGCAUAAAAGCAUAAAGUCAUCGGCCUUUAAGCCUUUAGAGAAGGAAUUGGUGUUUGAUCUUGAUAUGACUGACUACGACGACGUGAGAAUUUGUUGUCAAGGAGCCGACGUUUGUAGACUUUGCUGGCCAUUUAUGACUGCCGCCGUAGAAGUUUUGGACUCGAUUCUUAGAGAGGACUUUGGUUUUAAGCAACUUCUCUGGGUUUAUUCUGGCCGCCGUGGGAUCCACUGCUGGGCUUGCGAUAAACGGGCUCGCGCUCUUACCUCGGAGCAGCGAAACUCCGUGAUUUCUUAUUUGUCCGUCGUUACGGGAGGAGAGCACGCGAUCCAAAAAGUUCAGCUAUCCAAUCCGGCCUUUCCUUUGAUUGAAAGAUCCACAGCUAUCCUUCUUCCCUACUUUGAAGAAAUUAUUCUUAAAAACCAGAAAUUGCUGCAAAAUGAUAAAUUCCUGGAAGUUUUCCUUUCUUAUAUAAAUAAUAAAAGCUUAAGUAUGCAGUUAAAAGAAGAUUGGCUCAGGGACGAGCCUGACGAUUCAGAUUGUUCCGUUUCCUUACAGCGUUGGAAGCAACUUGAAUUUCAUUUAAAGAAAUUAAAAAAAUGGGAAGUUUAUCGAAAGGAAGUGGUUCUUCAUUUUACUUAUCCGCGCCUCGACGUCAACGUAUCCAAACAAUUGCAUCACUUAUUAAAGAGUCCUUUUUCCGUGCAUCCGAAAUCAGGAAAAAUUUGCGUUCCGAUUUUUGCUUCUCGCAUUCACGAUUUUGAUCCUUUUAACGUUCCAACAAUUAGUGAUUUGUGUCGAGAAGCAGAUGAAGUUUUCGAGUGCGACGCGAGGGAUUCGGAAGAUGAAAGUUGCUCAACUUUGCCUAAAAAACGCAAAGGGAACGGACGAUAUACAAACUCACUACAGGAGUACACGGAUUACUUUAAAUCCUUUGUGGAAAGUCUUAGCAAGUCUGAAGACCUACACAAUCAAAAAAAAAAAUUGGAUUUUUAAAUGAAGGUCAUGACAAUAUUUUGUACUGUAU